This is a messenger RNA of Drosophila rhopaloa, 5476 nucleotides long. Its product is annotated as protein Shroom. Gene Ontology annotation, biological process: actin filament organization. Gene Ontology annotation, molecular function: actin filament binding. The transcript has 10 exons. Bases 398 to 5173 code for a protein of 1591 amino acids. Lineage: Eukaryota; Metazoa; Arthropoda; Insecta; Diptera; Drosophilidae. The record is from RefSeq and is a predicted model, not a curated record. Gene Ontology annotation, cellular component: apical plasma membrane; cortical actin cytoskeleton; adherens junction.
CACGAAAAAAUUAAAUGCAGUUUCUACUCAAUGAAAAUGCUGUGAAUAAGUUUAAUCAGCUUCAAGCUCGAGUAAAAAAUAAGCAACAGAGAGAGAAGUCACAAAAAACCGAAUAAACAACAACAAUUAGUGGCCAAAAGCACGAAACGGCAUUAAAAAAGUGACAAAAACAAAAGGUGUCGUGUAAAAAUGCGCCUGAAAAAUUACAAAAUUCAGCAAACAUAAACAAAAAACAAAACCGUGUACAAAGAUCAACCUUCGAGGUUUAAAAAAUUUUUCCGCCUAGAAAAUAGUUAUAAUAAUCAAAAAAGAGGUGGCCGAAAGAUGAGAUUGAAAUGAAAAUCCGGCAGCUCUAAUCACAACAAGCGAUCGUGAAAAUAACCGAAACAAAAACUAAAUGAAAAUGCGAAAUCACAAGGAGAACGGAAACGGCUCGGAUCUGAGUGAUCCCAAGGUGGCCGGGCAGAAAAACUUGGCCAAAAUGGAGCCGGAGAACAACAAUAAGAUUUCGGUGGUGUCCAAGCUCCUGCUGAAGGAUAGUAAUGGGGCUACCAGUCGCAGCAGCAAUGGCAACAUCAGCAGCAGCAACAUAAGCAGCAGCAACAUCAGCAGCAACAGCAACAUCAAUAGCAACAGCAACAGCAACGCCAGCUUCAGUUCCGCAUCGGUCGCCGGCUCAGUACAGGAUGAUAUGCCGCACCACAACAGCAGCCAAUUGAGUCAACUGAGCCAGCACCACCAGUCGAUUGACCAGUGCGGACUCACCCAGGCCGGAUUGGAGGAGUACAACAACAGAUCCUCCUCGUACUACGACCAGACGGCCUUCCACCACCAGAAGCAGGCCUCCUAUGCCCAAUCCGAGGGCUACCACAGCUAUGUGUCAAGUUCGGAUUCCACAUCGGCCACGCCAUUUCUGGAUAAAUUACGUCAGGAGAGCGAUCUUCUGUCGCGGCAGUCGCAUCAUUGGUCGGAGAACGACCUCUCCUCCGUUUGUAGCAACUCGGUGGCGCCAUCGCCCAUUCCGCUCUUGGCCCGCCAGUCCCACCCCCAUUCCCAUUCCCAUUCGCACUCCCAUUCCCAUUCCAACUCCCACUCCCACGGCCACGCCCACUCCCAUGCCAACUCCUCCGCCUCCUCAUCCAGUUCGAGCAACAACAAUAGCAUCACCAUCAGCAACGGCAGCAGCAGCAACAACAACAACAGCUCGGAGAGCACUUCCUCCACGGAAACCCUCAAAUGGCUGGGCUCCAUGAGCGAUAUUUCCGAAGCAAGUCAUGCCACCGGCUAUAGCGCCAUCGCCGAAUCAGUUUCCUCCUCGCAGCUGAUUGUGCACAGCUCCCGGGUGCUGACCCCCAAGCGCCAUCAUAGCGAGAGCGUGCUGUACCUGCACGACAACGACUCGGUCCCGGCGACCUCGCCCACUGGCAGCAACUCCUCCGAGACGAUCUCCGAGGAGGGCAGUGGCGAGCCACCAGUGGUGGUGCAACCACUCCGCAUCCAGCACCGCCACAGUCCCAGCUAUCCGCCCGUGCACACCUCAAUGGCGCUGCACCACUUCGAGCACCACCAGCUGCAGCAGGAUCACCAGCUCCAACGCCACCACACCAACACACAAAGUUCCUUGCUGGAGUUGGCCUCGCCCACGGAGAAGCCUCCUCGCUCCCUCCUCGGCCAGUCCCACUCCAUGGGCGAUCUCCAGCAGCAGCAGCAGCAUCAGCAUCUGGGCAGAUCCGCUGGCCAGCAGCACAAGUCCAGCAUUUCGGUGACCAUUUCCAGCAGCGAGGCGGUGGUCACCAUUGCACCCCAACCGCCGGCUGGAAAGCCCAGCAAGCUGCAGUUGUCCCUCGGAAAGUCAGAGGCACGCAGCUGCAGUACACCCAACAUGGGGGAGCAGAGUCCCACGAACAGCAUCGAUUCCUACCGCAGCAACCACCGCCUGUUCCCGGUGAGCACCUACACGGAGCCGGUGCACAGCAACACCUCGCAGUACGUGCAGCAUCCCAAGCCGCAGUUCAGCUCCGGGCUGCACAAGUCCGCCAAACUUCCUGUGAUAACGCCAGCGGGGGCCACUGUGCAGCCCACCUGGCACUCGGUGGCCGAGAGGAUCAACGACUUUGAGCGAAGCCAGUUGGGCGAGCCGCCCAAGUUCGCGUACUUGGAGCCCAGCAAGAUGCACAUCAUCUCGAAUCCGGCCUUGAAGGCCCUGCAGAAGAACGCGGUGCAGUCCUACGUGGAGCGGCAGCAGCAGCAGCAAAAGGAGGAGCAACAGCUGCUGCGUCCGCACUCGCAAUCGUAUCAGGCGUUGCAUGUGGAGCGCAAGUCUCUGCCGAACAACCUCAGUCCCAUAAUGGUGGGUCUGCCCACGGGCAGCAGCUCCUCGUCGACGCGGGACUGCAGCUCACCCACUCCGCCGCCACCGCCGCCCCGCUCGCGUAGCCUGCUGCCCAAUCUCCUGAGGCGCUCCAGUUCGGCCUCGGACUAUGCCGACUUCCGGGAACUGCAUCAGGCUCAGGGGCAGGUGAAGGCGCCCAGCAUAAGGAACAUAAGCAAUGCCGAGAAGAUGUCCUUCAAUGACUGCGGAAUGCCGCCACCACCGCCACCGCCCAGGGGUCGAUUGGGUGUCCCGACCAGACGCACUUCCUCGGCCACGGAAUACGCUCCCAUGCGGGACAAGCUGCUGCUGCAGCAGGCCGCCGCCUUGGCCCACCAGCAGCAUCACCCUCAGCAGCACCGCCACGCCCCACCACCCCAUGCGCCGCCCGAGCGUCCGCCCAAGCAUCCCAAUCUCCGGGUGCCAUCGCCGGAGUUGCCGCCGCCGCCGCAUAGCGAACUUGACACCAGUUACACGUUCGAUGAGCCACUGCCGCCGCCACCGCCGCCGGAAGUGCUCCAGCCACGCCCACCGCCCUCGCCCAACCGGCGGAACAGCUUCGCUGGCCCAUCCACAGCCACAUCCACACGUCGCACCGCCUACGCAGCACCGCCGCCCCCAGCGGGCUCCAUCGCUCCCAAGGUGCCACCGCUGGUGCCCAAGAAGCCAACGAGCUUGCAGCACAAACACCUGGCCAACGGAGGAGGAGGCGGAGGCGGGAGUCGCAAGCGACCGCACCACGCGACGCCGCAGCCCAUCCCCGAAAACGUGGCCAGUCCCGUGGCGCCACCGCCGCCUUUGUUGCCGCGUGCCAGAUCCGCCGCCCAUGACAACGUGAUCGCCAGCAACCUGGAGAGCAACCAGCAGAAACGAUCGAAUUCCAAGGCUUCAUAUUUGCCGCGCCAGAGUCUGGAGAAGCUGAACAACACAGAUCCCGACCAUGGCAUCUACAAGCUCACCCUGACCUCCAACGAGGACCUGGUGGCCCACACGAAGCCCAGCUAUGGAGUAAGUGGAAAACUGCCCAACAAUCUGCCUGAUGUCCUGCCGCUGGGCGUCAAGUUGCAACAGCAGCCAAAGUUGCAGCCAGGAUCGCCUAAUGGCGAUGCGAAUGUGACCCUGCGCUAUGGCUCCAACAACAAUCUGGCUGGGAACUCCCCCACGAGUGCCACGCCCCCCUACUACGCUGGAGGGCAGCGGUACUCCACUCCGGUUUUGGGUCAGGGAUACGGAAAGAGUCCGAAAUCCGCAACCCCGCAGCAAUACACGAGAUCUCAGUCGUACGAUGUGAAGCACACAAGUGCGGUGACCAUGCCGCCGAUGUCCCAGUCCCACGUGGACCUCAAGCAGGCCGCCCAUGAUCUGGAGACGACGCUGGAGGAGGUCCUGCCACCCAGCACGCCCACACCGCCACGCCUCUCGCCGGCCUCCUCGCACUCGGACUGCAGUCUGAGCACCAGCUCCCUGGAGUGCACGAUCAAUCCUAUAGCGACACCGAUUCCUAAGCCCGAGGCGCACAUCUUCCGUGCCGAGGUGAUCAGCACCACCCUGAACACGAACCCGAUGAUACCACCCAAGCCCACGAUGAACCGCCAGGAAUCCCUGAGGGAGAACAUCGAGAAGAUCACGCAACUCCAGUCGCAGCUGAUGUCGGCGCAUCUCUGCGACACGGGGCUAAUAGGUGGCUACACCAGUCCCCUGAUAACCAGUCCCACAGCCAGUUUCGUCAACGAACCACUGAUGACACCGCCGCCACCGCCCAGUCCACCGCCCCCGGAAGAGGAGGAGGACAUGUCCUCCGACAGGGAGCCCGAGAUCAAGGAACUGCAGCUGAUGCAGCGCAGCGAAUUGGUCCUGAUGGUGAACACCAAGCCCAGCACAACGGAUAUGGCCUGCCAAACGGACGAACUGGAGGACAGGGACACGGACCUCGAGGCGGCACGCGAGGAGCAUCCGACCAGGACCACUCUCCAGCCCCGCCAGCGACAGCCCAUCGAACUGGACCACGAGCAGAUGAGCCAGGAGCUGGCGAAGCUCCUACCGCCCGGCGACAAGCUCGCCGACAUCCUGACACCAAAGAGCCGCAAGCCCACCUCGCACUACGUGAGCAAUCUGUACAAUCCGGAUGUGCCCCUGCGACUGGCCAAGCGGGAUGUGGGCACCUCCACGCUGAUGCGGAUGAAGGCCACCACGUCGUCGACGGAGAUCCGGGUGGUCAGUGUGGAGCUGCAGCUGGGCGAGCCUAGCGAAGAGCCGACGAAUUUAAUCAAACAAAAGCUGGAUGAGCUCAUCAAGCAUUUGAACCAAAAAAUUGGCUCUCUGAAGCGCGAGCAGCAGACGAUUGGCGAGGAGUGCUCGACCAAUGACAAGCUGGGCCAGGAGCUCUUCGCCAAGCUGGCGGAGAAGGUGCGGCCCAGUGAGGCGUCCAAGUUCCGUACCUACGUCGACGACGUGGGACACAUCACCAGUCUGCUCCUGUCGCUUUCCGAGCGUUUGGCCCAAACGGAGUGCAGCUUGGAAACGCGCCAGCAGGAAAAGGGUGCGCUGGAAUCGAAGCGGGAUCUGCUGUACGAGCAGCUGGAGGAGGCGCAGCGGCUGAAGGCGGACAUCGAUCGACGUGGCGCCAGCAUCGCUGGAUUGCUGGGCAAAAACCUCAGUGCCGAUAUGUGCGCCGACUACGACUACUUCAUCAACAUGAAGGCCAAGCUGAUCGCCGACGCACGCGACCUGGCCGAAAGGAUCAAGGGCAGCGAGGAGCAGCUGGGCUCCCUCAGCGAUGCGCUAGUCCAAAGCGAUUGUUAACUUGGCUAACUUGGCCGAUUCGAUUCGAUUCUCCCAGCUGUCAACUCAAAGUUGAGAGCCGAUCGCGAGAGUCCGCAGGAUCCGCCAGUCCAGUCCGCAAUGUGUAUUAGUUUAAAACGAUGUGCUUAAUUACCACACCCACACUAUAAUGUAUAAAUAUUGUAUGUUCAUUUGUGAUUUUCAACUAGCUAGUAGGUUAAUUAUUCUAUAUAUCGGCCGCAUAGGUGUAAGCAUUUUCUACAUAAUUAUCAAAGCAAAGAUAAACUGUAUGCAUUAAUAAAACCAUGAAAACUAUAAGUGUCA